Molecule: messenger RNA, 311 nt
Organism: Dovyalis caffra
Lineage: Eukaryota; Viridiplantae; Streptophyta; Magnoliopsida; Malpighiales; Salicaceae
Source: the annotation of a GenBank genome assembly
GACUCGGGGGAUCAUACCGCAAAUCACCCCGCAAGUGGGCGAAGCAUUCUUCCUUCUUAGGUCCUCCUUUCCUGACCACUUUUUGGGAGGACCUGGGGGAUCCUAUUGCAAAUCAGCCUGCAGAAGUCGAAGCAUUCUUCCUUCUUAGAGCACUUAUUGGGAGGACCAGGGGGGAUGAUACAGCAAAUCACCCUGCAGUGGGCGAAGCACUCUUCCUUCUUAGGGACCCGGGGGAUCCUACUGCAAAUCAGCCCGCAAAAGGCGAAGCAUCCUUCUGUGCUAGAGUGGCAUGUUUUCAGGCAAUUUUGUAA